Messenger RNA from Aspergillus saccharolyticus JOP 1030-1, 1490 nucleotides. Its product is annotated as glutamate-5-semialdehyde dehydrogenase. The transcript has 3 exons. The record is from RefSeq and is a predicted model, not a curated record. Lineage: Eukaryota; Fungi; Ascomycota; Eurotiomycetes; Eurotiales; Aspergillaceae. Bases 85 to 1455 code for a protein of 456 amino acids. Gene Ontology annotation, molecular function: glutamate-5-semialdehyde dehydrogenase (NADP+) activity; NADP binding.
AUUAUUACGUUUCAACCAGCCUACCCGGCAGACGACUUUCGUGUUUCUAAUCUAUCGAGCGCAAAUCUUCAUAUUCUGGUGAAAAUGUCACUCACCGACUCGUCUGCCGCGGAGAUUGCCAAGACGGCGUCUAUGGCUUCUCGCCUUCUUGCCACUCUACCCGGAGCAGCGAGAAAUGAUGCUCUGUCAGCGCUCCAUGAAGCUAUUGCAAAUAGUCGAGUCGAAAUACUGGAAGCCAACUCAAGAGAUGUUGCAGCCGCUGAGCGAGCAGUCGAAGCCGGUGUACUCAAUGGAAGUGUUCUCAAAAGACUGGACUUGUCACGGCCAGGGAAGUUUGAGGACAUGCUGCAGGGUAUUUUAAGUGUCAAAGAUUUAGAUGACCCAGUUGGAAUUGUGACCAUGAGGACAUUGUUGGAUGAUGAUCUCACGCUCGAAAAAGUCAGCUGCCCCAUCGGUGUACUGCUGAUCAUUUUUGAGGCUCGCCCCGAGGUUAUCGCAAACAUUGCAGCCCUUUCAAUCAAAUCUGGCAAUGCUGCUAUCUUGAAAGGUGGCAAAGAAUCGACUGAGUCUUUCAUCACGAUUUCCAAGGUGAUUUCGAAGGCUAUCGCGAGCACUCGGGUCCCAAAAGGUUCAAUUCAGUUGGUUGAGACUCGGGAGGCUGUCUCUUCUCUGCUUGCCCAGGACAGUCACAUUGACUUAGUAAUUCCUCGGGGUUCCAAAGAACUCGUUCGAUUUGUCCAGGAUAACACAAAAAUCCCUGUUUUGGGACACGCUGAUGGACUAUGUUCAGCCUAUAUACACGCCGAUGCCGACCUUGAUAUGGCUGUUCAGGUCAUUGUGGACUCGAAGACCAAUUAUCCAGCAGCGUGCAACUCUCUAGAAACAUUACUUGUCCAUGAAGAUGUACUUCAGACUGUCUUCCCAGCCGUUGCCGAGGCGCUUUUCGCCAAGGGGGUCGCACUUCGUUGUGAUCCACCUUCAAAGGAGGCAUUGGCCAGCAGGGUUGUCGAUGCGCAGCGAUCCUUGAUCUCCGAAGCCGUCGCAUGCGACUACAAGACUGAGUUCUUAGACCUUGUUUUGGCUGUAAAGACAAUACCCAGUGACAAUCAAAGCGAGAAAAGCCUUGACGCAGCAAUUGUUCAUAUCAACAACCACUCGUCAAAACACACUGACAUCAUCAUCACGAAGUCAGCAAGUGCUGCUGAACAUUUCAUGAAUAGCGUUGACAGCGCAGGAGUUUUCUGGAACGCUUCGACGAGGUUUGCAGAUGGAAUGCGUUAUGGUUUUGGCACAGAGGUCGGCAUCAGCACGAACAAGAUUCACUCACGAGGACCCGUUGGCUUGGAUGGACUCACCAUCUACAAGUAUAAGAUCCGGGGUCAAGGUCAGAAGGCCGGGGAUUACUCCGAAACUGGGUGUGGUAAAAGGUAUAAGCACAAAGCCCUGCCACUAUGAAGAAGAGAUAGUUGUAUUACAAUUGAACAAUUUAG